Molecule: messenger RNA, 2727 nt
Organism: Trichosporon asahii var. asahii CBS 2479
Lineage: Eukaryota; Fungi; Basidiomycota; Tremellomycetes; Trichosporonales; Trichosporonaceae
Product: cyclin-dependent protein kinase
Exons: 9
Coding region: 1-2727 (908 amino acids)
Biological process (GO): protein phosphorylation
Molecular function (GO): iron ion binding; oxidoreductase activity, acting on paired donors, with incorporation or reduction of molecular oxygen; ATP binding
Source: RefSeq, a predicted model, not a curated record
AUGCCGGCGCUGGCCCUCGAUUCAGCGCCGUCGACCUACCUUGCCUGGGCGAGUGAGAACUGGCGCACCCUCGUGACGUAUGCUCUGACCCUGUGGGUCAGCUUCAAGGUCGCCCGCGCCGUCCUCCGCGUCUUCUGCCCGACACUCUGGAUGACAAGCUCGCUCGCGAAUGUCCCCGGGCCUAAGCCCCCGAGUAGGUUGCUGGGACACCAGAUGGAGAGCGUCCGCCGCUCGCCCGGUGUCACGGCCGAGGAGUGGCACGAUGUCUACGGACCGACCAUCCGACUCGCGCGGCCGUUCGGCGUCGCGGAGCUCAGUACUGUUGACCCCGCAGCUCUGUCGUUCAUCUAUCGCGCAACAGAUGAGAGAUUUGUGAAGCCUGCCGGCAUGCGUCAGGCUAUUGCUGCCAACGUCGGAGACGGUGUUCUCGCCGUCGAAGGACACACGCACAGGCGACACAGGAGGGUGCUGAACCCUGCCUUUGGCUGGCCGCAGAUUCAAGACAUGCUUCCGCGGAUGUGGGAGAAGGGCUACGAGCUGAGAGACAAGAUGCUCUCCUCGCUUUCGGACCCGUUCUAUCUCAGGCCCGAGAAGGCGUGUGACGAUGUACCCGGCGCGAGGGUCAUGGACAUGUUCGGUCACCUUUCAAACGCGGCCCUGGAUAUCAUCGGUCUCGUUGCUAUCGGAGAGGAUCUCGGCGCCUUGAGCGACAGGCAGAACGAUCUGCGCACAGCCUAUCAGGAUGUCCUCCGCGUUGGCUUCAUAACGGACUGGCUCACAGUACUCCGCUUCGCGGUCCCGAUCACCCGCAAGAUCCCGACCGAGCGCGGCCGGGUUGUCAAGCGCAGCCGCGAGACUGUCGAAGCCUUCGGCCAUCGAGUCAUCGCCGAGAAGCGGCGACUGCUGCAGGACAUGCACUCUGGCCGGCUCGAGAAGAAGACGGACAUCGGGAAGGACGUUCUCAGUCUGCUGAUCAAGGCAAACUCUGCAGCCGAUCUGAGGGAGGACCAGAGGCUGGACGAUACCGAGGUCAUUGCGCAGAUCACCACGAUGCUCUUCACAGGUCACGAAACAACCAGCACGGCCACCGGAUUCUGUCUCCGCCAGCUGGCUCUCAAUCAGGGAGCGCAGGAAAAGCUGAGGAAAGAGGUGCUCGAGGCUGGUGCCGACGAGCCAGAUUUCGAGACGCUCAUGGCCCUGCCGUACCUGCACAAUGUGGUCAGGGAAUCUCUCCGCUUCGAGGGCCCGGUGCCCAACAUGGGUCGUGUGGCUACUGAAGACGUCACUGUCCCACUCUCUCAGCCCAUCAUCGGGCGCGACGGGAAGCUCAUGGACAGCGUGCAGCUCAGGAAGGGAGACUAUGUCCAGGCUCCUUACCAGGCUGCUAACCGCCUGACGGACGUGUGGGGCGAGGACGCGCGCCAGUUCCGGCCCGAGCGCUGGGAGCAGGCCAACUUUCCGCACAAGAAGAUGCCGGGCGUGUGGGGCGAACUCGCGACGUUUGGCGGUGGGCCGCACAACUGCAUCGGGCAUCGCAUGGCUGUUCUGGAGAUGAAGGUGCUUCUGUACAUCAUGCUGCGCAACUUCAAGUUCGAGCCCGUUCCUUCUGGACCAGUGAUCAAGCCCAAGUGGAUGAUUAUCCAGCGCUGCGUCGUCGAGGGCGAGGAGGCGAGGGGCCCGCAACUGCCGCUCCUCGUGCGUCCUCUGGAGGAGCUCCAACCCACUGGUACGAUAGCUAACGGCAGGGUGCUGAAGGCGUACAAGAUCCUCGGUUUCAUCUCGUCCGGAACCUAUGGUCGAGUGUACAAGGCAGUCUUGCUGCCACCACCGAAACCUUCGCGUGGCACCGUAUCACGCAAGUCGCCGAGCGUGAGCGACGACCCGCUCAACAACCCGGAACUGUGCAUGCGGCCAGGCGAUCUACCAGCGAAGGAAGGCGAUGUGUUUGCGAUCAAGAAGUUCAAGCCAGACAAGGAAGGCGAUCAGCAGACAUACGCGGGAAUCAGCCAGAGUGGAGCUCGAGAGAUCAUGGUGAGGCUGCUCUACAACUUGCCCCCCAGCCGCGCUGACAUGCAGUUGAACCGAGAACUGCACCACCGGAAUCUCGUCGCCCUCCGCGAGGUCAUCCUCGAAGACAAGGCUAUCUACAUGGUGUUCGAGUAUGCUGAGCACGACUUCCUCCCGGCCAACAUUCUCGUGACGUCCGGCGGCGUAGUGAAGAUUGGUGACCUCGGUCUUGCCCGUCUGUGGCACAAACCACUGGCCCAGGGUGGUCUCUUCGGAGGCGACAAGGUCGUCGUCACCAUUUGGUAUCGUGCGCCGGAGCUGAUCCUCGGAUCAAAACAUUAUACCGCUGCCGUUGGGCGAGGAAGCGAAGCUAGACAGCAAGAAGACUUUGCCGUUCCAGCGAGAUCAAAUGGCGAAGAUCUGCGAUGUCCUCGGCCCAGUGAAGCCUCGAACGGGUACGACCUUCUGACCAAGCUGUUCGAAUGGGACCCGACCAAACGCAUCACGGCGCGCGACGCGCUCGCUCACCCCUGGUUCCAGGAGGACGGAGGGUGUGCCGCCGAGUCUGUCUUCGAGGGCAGCACUAUUCCCUACCCCUCGCGCCGAGUCACACACGAGGAUAACGGCGACGCAAAGAUGGGAUCCCGCUUGCCAGGCUCGUCCAACUUCCGGUCGUCUAGUGGUGCUAUUCCGCCCGCCAAGCGCACCAAGCUGCGCUGA